ACAUUUCAUUUUAAUACAAAUUUUUAGGUUAUAAACUUAAAGUCGAGUCAUUUUGAUUAAAUAAAAAUCAUGUCUCAACAAAAAUUAGCAAUCGUUACCGGUGGUAAUAAAGGUAUAGGUUUUGCGAUUGUGCAAGGUUUAUGCGAAAAAUUCCAAGGAAUCGUGUAUUUAACAUCGCGCGAUGAAAAAUUAGGGAAAGAGGCUGUGGAUAAAUUGAAAGAAUUAGGAUUAAACCCUCGUUUUCAUCAAUUAAACAUUGAUGACCCAAAAAGUGUUGAAACAUUUAAAAAUUACGUCAAAACUAAUUACGGCGGUGUCGAUAUUUUAAUUAAUAACGCUGGGAUUGCAUUUAAAGGCGCUUCAACAGAACCUUUUGGUGUUCAAGCUGAGGUUACAAUUAAAACUAAUUAUUAUGGCACUCUUCGAAUGAGCGAAGCCUUUUUGCCUUUAUUAAAGAAUGGGGCUCAACUCAUCCAAAUGUCUAGUUCUGCUGGGCAUUUAUUUAAAGUGCCUUCCCCUGAAUUAAGAAGUAAACUGUCUAGUGAUCAACUUACAAUCGAAAAUUUAUCUUUGUUAAUGGAGGAAUUUAUUAGAAGCGCUAAAAGCGGGAAUAAUGUUGAAUUGGGUUGGGGAUCCUCUGCUUAUAGCAUUUCGAAAGUCGGUGUGAGCGCUUUAGCUAGGAUUCAACAAAGAAUGGUCGAUGCAUUGUAUCCAGACAAAAAUAUUUCAGUUAAUAGUUGCCACCCAGGUUAUGUUUCUACUGAUAUGAGUAGUCAUAAGGGGCCUUUGACUAUUGAAGAAGGAGCUGUUAGUGCUUUAUAUUUAGCUUUGGCUCCUCAUGGAUUAAAGGGGAAAUAUAUUUGGAGUGAUUGUGCUGUAAUCGAAUGGACUGCCCCUAAUGCUCCAUAUUAAUAACUUUUUUAUUCAUAAAUAUAUUAUUAAUAUUUUUUUAAAGGUUAUGUACUAUUUUGGGAAUUUGGGUUCUUUUUUCGUUAAAAAUAAAUUAAGUUGGCAAUCUU
Messenger RNA from Onthophagus taurus, 1019 nucleotides. Its product is annotated as carbonyl reductase [NADPH] 1-like. Gene Ontology annotation, molecular function: carbonyl reductase (NADPH) activity. The record is from RefSeq and is a predicted model, not a curated record. Lineage: Eukaryota; Metazoa; Arthropoda; Insecta; Coleoptera; Scarabaeidae.